Dunckerocampus dactyliophorus (ringed pipefish) is the source of this 1861-nucleotide messenger RNA. RefSeq names its product ER membrane protein complex subunit 8 (gene emc8). The record is from RefSeq and is a predicted model, not a curated record. Lineage: Eukaryota; Metazoa; Chordata; Actinopteri; Syngnathiformes; Syngnathidae. Gene Ontology annotation, cellular component: EMC complex. The transcript is spliced from 5 exons. The coding region runs from base 289 to 906 and encodes 205 amino acids.
UUGUGGUUUACGGUAGCGCCGGCUCAGCGCUAAAAGAGUACUUGAAGGAAGGGAAGAUUAUGUUGACCGUCGGAUCAUCGUACUAGGUUAUUUUAGACUAUGCAUAAAAGGACAUCCCUUUAUCGUGGUUGAAUGUUAUAUACAGUCGUGUAGAGGCUUAGCGUCAAGCACAUGCUCUGGCUUUAACGUAACAGCUGAAGUACGACUUUUCUCCCGGCAUGAUAUGUAAUAUUAGCUAACUUGUCAGUAGUAGUUCCACCGAGUGUCUGGCGUAUUCCCUUCACAAUCAUGCCUAUUCAGCUGACAAGUCAGGCGUACUGUAAAAUGAUCUUACAUGCUGCCAAGUAUCCUCACAGCGCCGUGAACGGCUUGCUGGUGGCAGAAAAAGCCAAGGAGAGAAAGAAAGACAGUCACCACCACGACCCUGUCUUGUGUGUGGACUGCGUGCCGCUCUUCCACUGCACUCUGGCUCUAGCACCCAUGCUGGAAGUUGCUUUAACACUGAUCGAUACUUGGUGUAAGGAAAAUAAUUACGUCAUUGCUGCUUACUAUCAAGCCAACGAACGCACAAAGGAUUCAAGACCCAACCAGGUUGCAGAAAAAGUGGGAGCAAGGAUUUCUGAGAACUUCAGUGAAGCUGCAAUUGUUAUGGUGGACAGCAACAGGUUAAAAAUGAGCUGCAAGGAGCCCAUUGUGCUUAUUUAUGAUCAUCAUGAAAAUAAAUGGAAAAGCAGAGACGUCACUGUCGACUCCUUCGAGGACUGGAGCGAAGCCCAGAAGAUCACAUCAGCUCUUCUAGAGGGAAGGUCAUACGAGGAUCUGGUUGACUUUGACAAUCACUUGGAUGACCUCAGGAACGACUGGACCAACCCAGUGAUCAACAAGUCCGUCCUGGAUCUGUGCUAAGAGGUGCAUGGAUGUUGCUGCCAUUGCCACUUCACAUGUGUCACAGGAGCACCCAACACUCCAUACAGUCCCGGGUCCACCUAGAGUUCUGCUGUUGUCCAGAACUUGUGGACCUUUUGUUAGCCAAACUUUCCUAAGGACAAGCACCCAAUGUGCAGGUGUUUCAGAGAAAUAUGGUUGAAUGCAUUUUUUUUUUUAAGAAUGCUGUGUGUUAUUCCCUAGUUAAGUGCAUAAAUUAAACUUCUAGUGAAACUUUUAAUACAUUUUCUUCUCUUUUACAUUUAUAUUACAAUAAAGUCAGAAUUUUAGUUGAUUGUACUCCUACUGAAAUUAACAAUAGAGCUUUGUUACGUUUCACGCAUACAAAGCUGUCAUACUUGAUAGAAAAAAAAAACUACAAAAUAUUUGUCUUUUGUAUGAACACCAGCAAUGAUGGACUGGUGUUUUUUUUUUUUAAGUUAUUCAGAAAGCCUCUCAAGAUUUUUAAAUUAAUUAAGUCUGCCUUACUGUCUGCUUCAUUGAUUAUUGAAUCCCAAUUGAGCCCCUCAAUUCUAAUAUUUAAAGAUCAGAACAAAUGUAAGCAUACGGUGCAGUCAUUGUGUUUAAGAUUAUGAUACUAUUGGGUUACGGUUGUCUACUUGUCAGCCAUAGCCAGAAACUGCGGUAUUGUGUGCUCAUCACAUUUUAACAGAUUUAUUUGAAAUGAAUGUACGUUUUGGAGAUGAAACCGUUUAUGCUACUUGUCUAGCACUGCAUUAUCAUUUGGAAAACGUUCAGAAUGGUCACAUGCCACCUUCAAGGGAAUAUGAAUCAAUAGUUUGUAUUUUGAUUUGUGUGCAUUAAAAGGAUGGCGUUAUUUUACUUUAAAUGGAUGUCUCGCACAAUAAUAGUGAAAAGCAACUCAAAUGAAUAAGUUCUACCAAAUAAACUACACAGGUCAAUACAAUGAUAGUUA